GGCAUUGGUUUGCACCAAAAACCACUUGCUAAAACCCGUCUGUUCACCUCAUUGUGAUCCUGGAGAAGCUGAAAUUAGCAGCUCUUGGUCAGCGUAAGGCAGAGAGCUGCAGUCACAGCAUGGACACAAAGUGCACCCCUUGUUUACCUGACACCUAUACAGCCGUCUGGAAUCGAUCUCCUCAGUGCUUUCUUGCUCUCCACCCUGCAGGAAAGGAUUUGUAGAGCGUCAAACGUGCACACUAUCACAGGACAGGACCUGCAGCUGCCCACCCAAGUACUGCAUUUCAAAGAUGUAAACUGCAUAAAAAAUGUGGGAAAGGUUACUGAGUCUCCAGAAGAGUUGUAAAUCAGUGGCUGUUGCAGGAAACAGCGUGAAUGACACUUGCCAUGACUCAGCUGACACAGUUCUACCUCACACUGUUAUAAACCUCCUCCCGAGCCAAAGCUCAACUUGCAGCAAUGGUGAAGUAGUAACACAGCCUGUCAUUCUGAACUCUGUGCCUGACAUGUCCUACAUCAUUGCCCCUACAGAGAAGCAGUGUGACAAAAAUGUAAGAAAUGCAGAAUUGCAAAACUCCAGCAGUUCUGAACAGGAGGAGCAGCAUCUCUUGGAACCUCCUGGUUCAAACAGCAGCUCCCUGGAUAAUCCAGCUGGAUCUGCAAGAGUCAGUGUAAUAAAUAACAAAGACAGUGAUAAAAAAGAAAGUUUCCAACAGCAUUAUGCAGCUGCAGAAGGGUGUAAGCUUCACUGUGGAGCCAGGCACAGCUCUGCAAGUUCAGACCUCUCGGGUAAUGGAGGAACGCAGGUGAAUGUGACUUGUGUUGUUAAAAUAUGUAAUCCAGAUUGUGGCUCCCAGUUUCCAAAACAGAGUAGUCCAGCUAGCAUGGAUUAUGGAAGUGCUCAGUGUUCUCCAACAGAGGGAGAAGGUUCCCUUUCAAAAGAAGAAAACCCCUUGAAAAAAGAAACUGAAAUUCAGAUAUUGGUGGAAGCCAAGGACAAUUUAUUUCAGGAUUUACUUCCGGACACAGAGAAUUCUCCUCUGGGUAUUCAAGAUAUGGGGAUAAAAACUGUUUAAAGGAAAUGACGGAUUUUAUACUGAUUGACUGAUAAUCAGAUCAGCCCUUAUGUUCACAACCAAACAUGUUAAAUACAGCAUUUCUACAGAUUUGAAAUCUCAGAAGAACUUUUUUUUUUUGAGGUUUUUAAUCUCUUCUUUGUCAGCUUUGAGAGUCAAAAGCUGAGUUUUGCAAUUUUGAAUGAGUUACUAUUUUUUAAUGCUUACUGAUCUCAGGUAAUGAAUUCUCUCUUGAAGGUUGCGUAGAGUAAUCUAUAAAAACCUAUAAAAAAGUGUCUCAGACCUCAGAACCUGAAAAUCCUGUUCCAUCUUUCACUUGUAGCUCAGUACUGAGAUCUAUCCACCCACUUCUUAUAGAACAGCAUCUACUCUAUGACUGCAGAUGAGAAUCAGGCUUUUAAAACACAUACUUUAAACUUGCAUAUAACGUAAGAGGUUUAUUAGUACUUCUAGAACUGAGAAGUGGCAAAUAGGUCUUUCAUCCUACUAUGAAGAAACUUUACAACUUCAUGUUAAACUUGAAGGUCAUUUGAUUUUGUAUAAUGCCCUUUUCUGUUGUACUGAGUAUUUUAAUGUCCUACCCAACAGCUCCCAGUGCUGGGAGCACAUUGGAAGAGUAAUGUCAGAGUUUUGAAGAAGUUUUAGAUUAUGUUAUGGUAGUUAAAUUUAUAGGUUUUCAGACUAUGGAGCAGUGUGACAGAAGGGAAAUUCAAUUCUUAUGUUGAAGUAUAAAAAAUGUGCUUGUAUUUGUUAAGAAAAGGAUAAAUAGUGUGUUUUUAUACUUGCAUCUUUGUUUUCUACCUCCCUACUGAACCAAAAUUCUGCUUUUUAGAAGGGCUUGUUUCAUUCUAUAGGGUAAACCAUUGCUUUUAAAGUCAAAAUUUUAUUUCAUAGUACUUAAUUAAAAGAGGAUUGAUCCA
Molecule: messenger RNA, 1998 nt
Organism: Meleagris gallopavo (turkey)
Lineage: Eukaryota; Metazoa; Chordata; Aves; Galliformes; Phasianidae
Source: RefSeq, a predicted model, not a curated record